Anoplopoma fimbria (sablefish) is the source of this 1438-nucleotide messenger RNA. It is a transcript of the gene dnajb12b, whose product is annotated as DnaJ heat shock protein family (Hsp40) member B12b. The coding region runs from base 1 to 1107 and encodes 368 amino acids. NCBI's taxonomy places the organism in Eukaryota, Metazoa, Chordata, Actinopteri, Perciformes, Anoplopomatidae. Gene Ontology annotation, cellular component: endoplasmic reticulum membrane. The transcript has 9 exons. The record is from RefSeq and is a predicted model, not a curated record. Gene Ontology annotation, molecular function: Hsp70 protein binding. Gene Ontology annotation, biological process: cellular response to misfolded protein.
AUGGAAGUAAACAGGGACGAAGCGGAGCGCUGCAUCGACAUCGCCACCGCGGCGCUGACCGACAACCAGCCGGAGAAGGCGCAGAAGUUCCUGGAGAAGGCGCAGAGGCUCUUCCCGACGGAGAAGGCGAAGGUACUACUGGAGCUAAUAGAGAAGAAUGGAUUUACACCUCGACAAGGCGGCCACUCAGACUCCAGUGGGGGCUCAGGGCCUCGACAGCGGCAGAGCAACAGCGAGGAUACCAGGCCUGAAGAAAAGUCUUCAGACACCUCAAAAUCCUACACGCCAGACCAGCUAGAUGCUGUGAGGAGGAUAAAACAAUGUAAAGACUUCUAUGAAAUACUCGGGGUCAAGGCAGACGUCUCCGAGGACGAACUCAAAAGAUCAUACAGAAAACUUGCCUUGAAGUUCCAUCCAGACAAGAAUCACGCUCCUGGUGCUACAGAGGCGUUUAAAGCUAUUGGAAAUGCGUAUGCUGUUCUGAGUAAUGCUAACAAAAGGCGACAGUAUGAUCAAUACGGAGAAGAGAAGAGGCAUCCUUCAAGACACAGCCCAGACAAUGGGAACUUUGAGCCAGAUAUUUCACCCGAAGACCUCUUUAACAUGUUCUUUGGAGGAGGUUACCCGUCAAGUAAUGCUAAUGUGUACACAAAUGGGCGGAUGCGUUACCAAAGGCGAGAUAGGAGAGAGCGACAGCGGGAUGGAGGCCUUGCUCUCUUCGUGCAGGUCAUGCCCAUCCUCAUCCUUGUUAUUGUGUCGGCCCUCAGUCAGAUCAUGGUCAACAACCCCGCGUACAGCCUCAGCUUCAGGCCGUCAGCAGGAUACACACAGAAGAGGCUGACCCAGAACCUGAAGGUGCCAUAUUAUGUGGGGGAUCAGUUCUCCAGAGAGUUCACGGGACUGAAUUUGAAGAACUUGGAGCGGACGGUGGAGGAUGAUUAUGUUUCUAGCCUUCGCAACAAUUGCUGGAAAGAGAAACAACAGAAGGAGGGCAUGCUUUACAGAGCUCGCUAUUUUGGAGACAACGAUCUCUACCAAAGAGCACAGAGGGCUCGCACACCAAGCUGCGCCAAGCUGUCCGAGAUCACAGCUUCACUACAUGGUUGAUGCUGCUUUCAUAAGGGUCCAGAAUCAACAUAAAAGAUUAUUGGCUGUAAAUAGAUGCUUUAACAUUCUGGAUACUGAAGAUGACUCAACAAGCAACACAAACAAACCAGCACCAAAUGCAUCAAAUUGACCACACAAACUGGUUGAAGCCAUUUCUGUGGAACUUUAGUAUGGGAAAUUAAAAUAUAUUGUUAAUAUAAUGUUUUGAAAUAGGGGAAAACAACUUAAAAUAGCUUGUUCCCCUGACGAGAUUGGUUGGGGUUUGGAAAAACUCCAAGCCCUAGUUUGACUGGGAGCCAUGAAGCUUGCAGAGGUCACUUUAUGGUUUUGC